AUGUCAACAUCAUCUGCAUUUGUGAAAAAGCUUGCAUCCAACGACCGUCCAACCCGAGAAGCUGCCCUCGAAUCCCUCAAGCGAUUCCUUUCUUCAAAAUCAUCAAAGAAACUUUCAGAAUUGGAUUUAAGUAAAUUAUGGAAAGGUUUAUAUUAUUCUAUGUGGUUUUGUGAUAGACCAAGGGCACAAGAGAGAUUGGCUGAACAAUUAGGUAGUUUAUUUUCCGAUUGUAUUUCUCGUGACCAAUUUUGUAGUUUUGUGAGUUCAUUCUGGGUGAUUAUGAUUAGUGAAUGGCCAAAUGUGGAUCAAUGGAGGGUUGAUAAAUAUUAUUUAUUAAUUCGUCGAGUAUUGAGACAUAAUUUCAAAAUGUUGAAGUUGAAUAAUUGGGAUGAAGAAUUGGUGAAAAAUUGGUUGGAAGUUUUGGAGAAAGAAGGUGGCGUUUUAAGUGGUGAUAAAAAGAUAGCAUAUGCUUUACCUUACCAUAUUUGUGAUAUUUAUUUAGAUGAAUUAGAGUUGAUAAUAUUUGAAGAGUUGAAAGGUGAUCAAGAAGUAUUGGAGAAUUAUAAGAAGGAUGAUAAAGAAUAUAUUGAAUUAUAUGAAUCGUUGUUUAAACGAAAAUUACAAAUCGUUGAAGAUAUUCCAAUUAAACAAUUGAUCAGUCCGUUCGAGCAUUUGAAUAAAGAUGCUUUGUUAAAGACAUUAAGAGAGAAAUGUGCUGACGAAGUCUUGAAUGAUGAAAGAUUGAAGGACUGGGGAGUAGUCGAAGACGAUGAAAGUGAUAGUGAAGAAGACGGUGAAGCAGACUCUGCCAGUGAAGAUGAAGAUGAAAGUGAAGAUGAAUGGAAAGGGUUCUAG
Messenger RNA from Hemisphaericaspora subhashii, 855 nucleotides. RefSeq lists its product as uncharacterized. Bases 1 to 855 code for a protein of 284 amino acids. Gene Ontology annotation, biological process: rRNA processing. Gene Ontology annotation, cellular component: nucleus; preribosome, small subunit precursor; preribosome, large subunit precursor. The transcript has a single exon. NCBI's taxonomy places the organism in Eukaryota, Fungi, Ascomycota, Pichiomycetes, Serinales, Debaryomycetaceae. The record is from RefSeq and is a predicted model, not a curated record.